Helicoverpa zea (corn earworm) is the source of this 5762-nucleotide messenger RNA. RefSeq names its product two pore calcium channel protein 1-like. NCBI's taxonomy places the organism in Eukaryota, Metazoa, Arthropoda, Insecta, Lepidoptera, Noctuidae. Gene Ontology annotation, cellular component: endosome membrane; lysosomal membrane. Bases 108 to 2513 code for a protein of 801 amino acids. Gene Ontology annotation, molecular function: voltage-gated channel activity; monoatomic ion channel activity. Gene Ontology annotation, biological process: transmembrane transport; monoatomic ion transport. The record is from RefSeq and is a predicted model, not a curated record. The transcript has 17 exons.
UCAAUACAAGUAAUUCUGUCGCAAAUUGUGAAGAAAAAUGAAUCAGAAGUUAUUUAUAAAACAUAAUUAGAAAUAAAACAAAUUAGUAACUGUGUAGUGCGGCAAAAAUGUCGAAAACAGUGUUGAAUUUGACUGACACAGUGUAUUUCGGAAUCCGAGAUCAGUGGUACAAAUUGAAGUCAUAUACGCGGACUGGCACAGAUGGCGCCGGAGACUCAGGGACCCUGGACAUGGGCAGCCGGUCCUCACUCCAUACCGGCCUUAACAUGUCAGAAGACGAGCAUUGGGAGAUGAACUACCAUGAGGCUGCCAUUUAUCUAGAGGAAGGUUUAAACAAUGAAAAAUUCGACUCGCACCCGUCGAGUCCGGAAGAGUUGCCGGCGUACCUGAGAGUCCACAACCCCUGGUAUCAUGGACUGGACCUACUGGCUUCCUUAGUGCUUAUACUCCUAGCUUUUACUGAAGAUCCCGCUGUGCCUACUUUUGAGUUACCAGUAUGGGCGCACGGCACGAUAGAGCUAUUAGCGUUGACAAUAAUUGGCGUGGAACUGCAUCUGAAGCUCAAGUGGAUCGGCUGGGGGACCAUACUCAAACACAAGAGGACUAUGAUUAAGGGAAUAACAUUACUAAUAAUGUUGCUGGAAGCAGUGGUGGUGCUCUGCCGACAAUCCUCCCACUUCCGAGUGACGAGGGCGCUGCGCCCCAUCUUCUUGGUGGACACCAGGCAUUGCGGCGGAGUCAGGAGGUUCAUCAGACAGAUCCUGCAGUCAUUACCACCGAUUAUUGAUAUGUUAGGGUUACUCAUGUUCUUCGUGGCAACAUACUCUCUGCUGGGCUACUAUCUGUUCUCGGAACACGUUGACAACGGACAUUUUCAGACAAUAAGCGAUUCUUUCGUUAGCAUGUUUGUUUUAUUGACGACUGCCAAUUUCCCCGACGUCAUGAUGCCAUCGUACGCCAAAUCUAAAUGGUAUGCAGUGUUCUUUAUACUGUACAUCAUCACAGUCCUCUACGUGCUUAUGAAUUUGAUGUUAGCCGUAGUAUACGAGACGUUCACCCGCAUCGAGCGCGAGAAGUGCCGCGCGCUGCUGCUGCACCGCCGCCGCGCCGCCCGCCACGCCUUCCGCCUGCUCGUGUCGAGGCGGGCGCCGCAUGCCGUCAGGCUCAGGCACUUCGCCGGCCUCAUGAGGCAUUAUGCGCCGCAUUAUAGUGGUCUAGACGUGUACCUGAUGUUCAAGCAGCUGAACCAGUCCUCAUCGGGAGGCCUCUCCCGGGCGGAGUUCGCGAACCUGUACGAGGUGUUCGCGCUGCGCUGGGCGGGGCAGCAGUCGCGGGCGCCGUGGUACUCGCAGUCGCCGCUGGAGCCGCUCGGCAGGGCGGCCGCGGCUGCGGUCAGGUGGCCUUACUUCGAGUAUUUGAUUUAUGCACUUAUAAUUGGUAACGGAGUAGCGAUGGUGCUCCGAGUAUGUGAGGCGGCGGGAGACCUGCAGGACAGUGCUCGACUUCUCUGCGCAUCCUGGGACACCUGGUUGUUCCUGACAUUGUUCCUCCUAGAAGCAGCCCUGCGCAUGAUGGCGUCCGGGCUGGCGGUGUACCUGGAGAGCGGGUGGAACGUGUUCGACCUGAGCGUGACGCUGCUGGCGCUGAUGGGCGCCGUACUGCUCAGUAUCGCGCCCAAGCUGUUCAUUGUCGUUAUAUUUAGGCCUUUGAGGUUAAUGCGUCUGUACAAACUGAAGAAGCGUUACCGUGACGUGUUCGGCACGCUGGUGCUGCUGUCUCCGCUGAUGUCCUCAGCCGGCUGCGUCAUGCUGGUCAUGUACUACUUCUUCGCCAUUAUCGGCAUGGAGCUUUUCGCUGGUUAUGAUCUUAGGAACUGCUGUGUCAACACGACAGUAGAGGACUUCUACAAGUAUUCCCUGAACGGUUCGACGGCGCUCGGCUACUAUUACUUGAACAACUUCGAGAACAUCGUGACGAGCGGCGUGACACUGUUCGAGCUGACCGUCGUCAACAACUGGUUCAUUCUCAUGAACGCGUACGCCACGGUAGCCGGACAGUUCAGCAGGAUUUAUUUUAUGGUAUUUUACCUAUUCACGAUGGUGGUACUGACUAUCGUGGUAGCGAGCGUGCUGGAGGCCUUCAGAUUCAGGAUACAGUACAAACGCAGCACCACUAAAAGAGACGAGGAGAAACUUCUGCAUGAAGAGGUGCACACAAGUUGGGAGGAGGCACAGAGGUUGGGAGCCAAUGGGGACCUGGCUGAUGAGCUCAGGCCCAACCUACCACCUGGGGUGGAAGUAACAUUUAUCGGGUCUCGUCCGCGUACGAAGGAGGUGCUGCAAAGGAGAAUGUACCAGACUGACAUACAGAAGUGGCUUGCAGAAGAAGACGAGAAUGAAGGAGUACCACCUUCAACAACAAUUACAUCAAGCGAGGACCCCCUCGCUCCUCCCCUCAUCCACCAGCCCGACAGCGAGAACAACCACCAGAUGCGAACCGGCUACCAGUUGUAGAACAUAAUACAAUUAGCGCUGUACCACAGGCUAAUGUUCAUCUGGGACGCACUCAAGAGCUUAUGAUGGGCCAUCUGAGGAUGGGCCCUCAGCUGGCUGCAGGCCUGACCAGGGAACCGUGGAAAUACAUAACUGCUGGGUACGUGCUUAACACUGGCUGGAACUUUUGUUUGAAGGAAUUGACAUUUAAACAUUUGACGUUUAUGAAGUGAUUUGUUUGUGAACGUAUCCGAACUAUUCCAUAGAUUCAUAGAAUUUAAUUUAACAGGAUUCUGUGUAACAUGGAAUAUGAAUCAAUUCCAUUUUAAUGUUAAUUAAUCGAUUAAGAGAUGAUUUCCAUGUUUAUGUGUAUUACUCAAAAUUGUUAUUUAAUUAAGAAUCUUCUCGUAGGAAAUACGUACCUUAUUGUUAAAGUUAGAUGAAACCCUAACCCGCCAGCUAUUAUAAACUAAUACUCUGCCAGUAGGACAUUAUUACCGAGUAGUAUGAAUGUAUACUAAGUUAAUGAUAAUAGGUAUAUUCUGAGAGUUAGCUUAACAUCUGUGAUAGAAUUUUAUGGAAUUAAUUAUGAGGGUGUAAAUCGACUGUACAGACAGAAAUGUGUGAGUAGACGUACUAGACUUUUGAUUUAGUUUAGAGGACUUUCUAGAAGUUUGUAACAUUAUACGUAUUUGUAUUAAUACCGAAUGUUUAUUUAUCAGAAAUGGCAGCUUUUAAUAAUUGCUUCUCAUUCGCAAAUAAUGUGUGAGAGUGAAAUGAAAUAACAGUCGAGCCAUAGACAACAUAUAGAUCAAUUGCUACCGUUAGGCAGAAUUAGGCCAAUAAGUGUAUUUUUUUUAUUAUUUUUGGGUUGUGUUUAAUUUUUAGUUGUAUCCGCUUGAAUAAGUUUACUAAAAUGUACAAUCUACAAGAGUACACGUUACAUAAGUUGUCUUCUAAGUCUACCGAGUUGAUUAUAAGUUCAAUUUUGUACUAACACAGUUAGCAGGUAAUUUAAAAUGGGACAGUAUGGAAACUUAUUAGGCAUAAACUAUUUGGGAGAAAAUGUCUUCGAGGAUAGAUUGAACUAUCUUUACUUCCAUAGAUACCUACAAGGACUAACUAUCCUAUUUUAAAUUGCCCUGUACAUAGAAUAGUCAUGUUUGAAUGCGAUGACUGUUUAAUAAUAUUAAAGUGAAGUCGACAAUUGAUUGAUAUUAUGAAUAAAACGCCUUCGUAGGUUAGGUAGAAUUGUAAUCGAAUAGCUCUUGAAGUCAUAACUGAAUAUUAAAACCAUAGAGAACCUAAUCUUGAAGUGUGAUGUUUCUUAAAAUAAUUAUUAUGAAUUAGAACGCUUUUAAUGAUAGUAUCAAAAUGGGCAAUUAAAAAGAGAGUAUACAUUAAUUGAGUUAUUUACAUUUCUAUUUCUUACUGUACAGUAUUAAAAGUGAGUCUUCACCGAUAGGUUUUGCCAAAGAGGUCUAAGCCAUUUUUUUUUAUUUGCCAUUAAGUACGCACUUGAACAAAUUAAGUUACAGCUACUUACAUUAAUUAAGUAUGAACAGCUUCCAAAAUCUCCCUAGGUAGUUCUUAAUGAUUUUUAAUUAAAAUAUCCCGAACAUCCAGGCACCGAGGGCGCUACGCGCUACGAGUUUUUUUUAGAAAGCACUUUUUUACAGUUUACAGGAACUUAAUUAAAUUAACGUAAUAUCUAAUGGCGCUACAUGAUACAUAUUUGGCUUAACUAUACGAAUAUUUUGUAGGUAGAUAUGUAAAAUCUUCGAAAACAUUUCAACUUUGUUUUGAAAAUCAAUUUCAAAAGGACUUCAUUUUAGGCAACAUGCUGCGCUAUUUAAGAAAAUAUGUACAUAAAAUAAAUAGACAAAUAGUCAUUUAAUGUGAUAACUAAAUAUGGACCAUAAAUCGAAUUAUUUACAUGCUUUACCUUAUUUAUUUAAUUUAACUUUUAACCAAAUAUUUUUUGUGAUUCUUUUAUUUGGCUGCUCAGUAUUAACUUUUUGAAAUUUUAUUGAAAUACAACAAUAUGUAUUUGUUUUAGAUGUAUAAAAUGUUUCAUUUUAAUAUAUUAUUUAUAGUUUAAGUAAAAAAUAAGUUUAAAACUAUUCGUUUUUUUUAUAACGUGUCAAUGAACCUAUCUAAUUUUCACAAUAUUUUGAUACAAACUUGAGAAUAGAGGUAUGUAGAUAGAGCCUAUAGCUUAGAACUCAUUAAUAGAUAAUUUCCCUUUUAAUAGGUGUAGGUAGGUUUGCCUAAAACAGAGGAGACACGAUACAAAAUGGUGCUUGUGUGUGUAUGUUGAAUUUCCAAAUAUCGGUAGUCAAUUCAUAAUUUUCAUUUACACGCAAAAAAAAUUUUUACCGUAACCAUAUUUAAGUUUGAAGAGCUAUGUUAUGAGAGUCUCACCAUCUUAUCUCAUCCCUUUGGAUAAUCCUAUUUUCAAACUAAUCUAUAUAAAUAAAAAUGAAUUGUUGUUCGUUAGUCUGAUUAAAACUCGAGUAAACUGAUUUUGGUUUUAAAAUGUUUGUAGAGGUCCAGGGAAGGUUUGCACGAUACGAAGUUCGCGGGAUCAGCUAGUUAAAAAUAAAUAUCAGUCCCAUUGCUGAACAUUUUGCCAUAUUUUCCACCAUAAAGCCACAUAAAUGUUUUUUUACAUAGAUACCUUUAUAAGUUAUUUUUAGUUCAAGAGUUGCAGUGAUUAAAAGGUAGUCAAAAGUCUAAAGACUGGCAAAUCGAACUUAUAGAAAUUGUCAGUCUAUAAAGGUGAAUAGUAUGUACACUAGUCGAAUAAAUCAUGAUAACUUAUUAAUAAUAACAGACGUAUUUAUGUAGUUCCUCAUUGGGUGAAUUGAAAAUAGUAUUCAGGAUUCGCUAAAAAUACUUUCUGCUUAAGGCAUAUUUUUUCUUCCAUUCCAUAUUACUCCAGGUUAGUUAUUUGAUUCACGUUUUUUUUUGGAUAAGGAUUAAUUUUUGUCUUCCAUAUUUUUUUCAAUUACAUAUAUCGUUACUACAAUCCACUUUUAUAAAUAGAUUGUCGUUCAUGUUUAGAAAGUAGGUUCAUCAUAAACCCUGAGAAAUAAGUUGUAGUCCUAAUCCCCCAGACAAUAAGGUUCAAUUUUGCCAGCAGUAUUAAUCGAAUGAGUUCGAAACGCAGGCUUUAGAUAUAUUGUUUAGAACUCACUUUGUUGACAUGCAAAUGUAGCGAAUAGAGGAAUAAUUCGUGUUAAUUUAAUAAAUGCACUUUUGAGUACA